AUGAAGUACAUUACGACUAGGGCCUUGGUGGUCUUGCUGUGUGUAGCAGCGGAGGUGACGAAGGCGAAGAAGGUGGAGCUCCCCAAAGUCAUCAUUGGAAACCCAAACAACGUGGAGGCUGACACCGUGGGAGCGCCCAUCUCAGAGGAGGAGAUCACUAACACGAAAAAUAUGAAACUCAGGCAGAAGACGAAGUUGAAGGAUCCCAUCGCUGCGUCAGGCUACUUCGAGGGAGAUAUUAUGGUCUCUUCUGAGGAAGAACUCUCUCAGAUUAUUCAGGGUGACCCACAGCGUCAGCUCAGCGCCAUCAGCAACUCCCAGAAGGUGUGGCCCAACGCUGUUAUUCCCUACGUUAUCUCCAACGAAUUUACUUCCUCAGAACGUUCCACGAUAGGCAUGGCUAUUGGUGAAUACCACAGUAGAACUUGUCUUCGCUUCGUGCCAAGGACUACCCACGUAGACUAUGUGCACAUCCUCAAGGGUCAGGGGUGUUCCAGUGCGGUGGGGAGGUCAGGUGGCGUCCAGGUGGUAUCACUCGGGCAAGGGUGUGUGCAGUUUGGUGUGAUCCUUCACGAGCUGAUGCAUGCUGCUGGUUUCUGGCACGAACAAUCCAGGAGCGACAGAGACCAGUACGUCGUCAUCAACUGGAACAACAUUAUCACUGGUUUAGAAUACAACUUCGAAAAGAAGUCAAAUACUGUCUCCCAGGACCUGGGUCUUGCCUACGAUUACGGUUCUGUCAUGCACUACGGCGCCUUCGAUUUUGCCAAGAGUUACUCAUCCCCAACCAUCGUGCCCAGGCAGGACGGAGUCAAUAUAGGUCAGCGUUCUGGCUUCUCUCAGGUGGAUGUGAAGGGCCUCAACUUACUUUACAAGUGUGAGUCUCCUCAACCCUCAACCCCGAAACCUCCAUCUCCUGUAACCCCCACCCCAGAGCACUGCCAGGACCACAGCCAGUAUUGUCUACUCUGGGCCCGUGGCGGCUACUGUACCACAAACUCCUACGUGAACCUCAACUGCAGGAAGACCUGCAAUUUAUGCGACGUGAAGGUUUGCGCUGAUCUGAAUGUUAACUGUGCAUUCUGGGCGAGCAAUGGAGAGUGUGCGCUCUCUCAGGCCUACAUGCACGACAACUGCGCCAAGGCCUGCGGUUUUUGCUAG
Messenger RNA from Cherax quadricarinatus, 1161 nucleotides. RefSeq names its product zinc metalloproteinase nas-4-like. Gene Ontology annotation, molecular function: metalloendopeptidase activity; zinc ion binding. Gene Ontology annotation, biological process: proteolysis. Lineage: Eukaryota; Metazoa; Arthropoda; Malacostraca; Decapoda; Parastacidae. The record is from RefSeq and is a predicted model, not a curated record.